UCCAAAAACAGUUUCACUUCGCUGCUAGAUCGUUAUUGUAUUUUUAUUAUUAGUGUGUGAAUAUAUAUAUCGCUAGUGUAGUGGUGGCUUUUCUCUCUCGUCUCGUCUAAGCUAGGCUUCCAUGUCUCUCUUGAACCAGAUCUUUAACAGAGGUGUUUUUGGCGCAAAAUGCAAAACAUGUUUGAAUUUGGCGAUAUCGCGCAUCAAAUUGCUGCAAAACAAGAGAGAUUUGCAGACACGGAACAUGCGGAAGGAGAUUGCUCAAUUUUUGCAGACUGGCCAAGAAGCUAUUGCUCGAAUUCGGGUGGAGCAUGUCAUACGAGAACAGAAUACAUGGGCUGCUUAUGAGAUAUUAGAGCUCUUCUGUGAAUUUCUUCUUGCUCGUGUUCCCAUUAUUGAAACCCAGAGAGAGUGUCCAAUAGACCUGCGAGAAGCUAUAUCAAGCAUAAUUUUUGCUGCUCCGGGAUGUUCGGAUGUCCCGGAUUUGUUGCAUAUCAAGAAUCUGUUGACUACAAAGUACGGGAAGGAAUUUGUCUCAGCUGUGUCUGAGCUUCGUCCUGAUUCUGGUGUUAACCGCACUAUAAUCGAAAAGCUUUCAGUUAGUACUCCGUCUGGGGAGCUAAAGCUUAAGGUAUUGAAAGAAAUUGCACAGGAGUACAAUCUGAAAUGGGAUUCUUCUAAUGCUGAAGCAGAACUCAGUAAGAGACAUGACGAUUUGCUGGGUGGAUCAAAGCAAAUAGGUGGCAGAGCUGGAUACUCCCAAACUCCCUGGAAGCAGAUUUCUUGUGAGUCAUCAAAUUCUGAUGGGGCGCAUCCAUUUACUCCAAACAAUGUUAAACAAGAACCUCAACAACCUCAAGUUCCAAAACCUUUAAAUAAAGCGUCUUUGCCCGGUGCUACUGAAAUUCAGCCAUCGGUUAAAGAUGAUAAUUAUGCAGUGCCAAUUGUUGAUGCCAAAAGGGAAACGGUACCACGGACAUCAGAUAUCCUUGAGAAAGCUAGAGCUGCAAUUGCUGCUGCAGAGCGUGCGUCUGCUAAUGCCCGGGCGGCUGCGGACCUGGUGACUCCAAAAUUUGAAAGGAAGUCAUCGUAGCUCAUGCCUGUAUUUCGAAAACAAAUAAAUAAAAUGAGAGAACAAAGGGAAACAAAUAGUAAGCUCCUGGUAUCCUUUGAUUUCACUGUGGAAAACUCUCAGGACCGGAUAAAAAAAUCUACUUUUACACAUGUUACUAAGUGAGUGCAAAGGGUUACACUGAAUUGUGAAUACCAAUGUUGUGUCUUGGAUAUUACCAUCCAAAAUUGUAUUAUUGUUAUUAUCAUGAUUAUUUUCCUUUUCAUAAGAUUCAGAAACUCGCCUUAGAGCAAUGCAUGUCCCAGAACUAAGUUUUGUAUUUUUUCCAUAUGGACUGAUUAGUAGGAUCUUUAUCAGCCA
Molecule: messenger RNA, 1432 nt
Organism: Morus notabilis
Lineage: Eukaryota; Viridiplantae; Streptophyta; Magnoliopsida; Rosales; Moraceae
Product: IST1 homolog
Exons: 6
Coding region: 122-1093 (323 amino acids)
Biological process (GO): protein transport
Source: RefSeq, a predicted model, not a curated record